GCUUGAUGCUCGCCCUCGGGCACCAUCCAUAAGCUCCUCGCAUUACAUGCUUAUCGCGGUCCACAGCGCAGAAUCAUGACCUUUCAUCUCGCCAUGCUUCUGCUGAGCUUCCUAACGCUUUAUACCGUCGGUCUCGGUGCAUCGCAUACCUCGGGCUCCGAAUGCAAGUCUACGCUCAGCGUUGCCAAGCGAAUCGUCGAACGGCUACAGUCCAACUAUGAUCAGACGCCAGUGUUCGGUUAUAAGGGAGGCCAACUAUGGACUGACGCGAAUGCGCUAGAGGACGUCCACAACUACAUGCUGUUCGCCAACUCCAAGGAAUUCGACAAUCUAGCCGGCACCUCUGAACUCGGAGUUCUCGCAUUUCUCAACCUUGACUGGGAUAUCGUCCUCGACGGUUCGUACGACGACGCGCAAUGGCUCAUCCUUGCAUACUGGAAGGUCGCCGACUACAAGAACGCGCACAACGAGGUUUCCCAGGAUUACUUGGACGCCGCGCUCGCAAUUUACGACCUUGUGGCGAGCCAGUGGGAUACGAGUAAUUGUGGCGGAGGCGUCUGGUGGAGCAAGGAUCACACCUAUAAGAACGCCAUCACCAACGAAUUGUUUAUAUUGACUUCGGCCGAAGGCUACAAACGUUAUGGAAACCAGACAAUGCUGGAUAACGCUAUCAAGGCAUGGUCGUGGUUGGAGGGAAGUGGUAUGCGAAAUGCCCAAGGCUUGUACAACGACGGCAUCGAUUUUAUCUUCUGUCAUAACAACAAUGAAACUACGUGGACGUACAAUCAGGGAGUUAUCGCCUCUGCCCUCGGCGCCCUCUUCGCCGCCACGGGAAACACCACUCUACUAUCCGAAGCCGAAAUCACACUAGACGCCGCCAUCAGUCACCUCACCAUCGUCUCCAACGCCACCGACGCCACGGCCACCAAUUCUACGAUCCUGAAAGAAUCUUGCGAUGAUGCCGUGCACUCUACCUGCAACUUGGAUCAACAAAUAUUCAAGGGAAUUUGGACGAAGCAUCUCAUGUACUAUCUUGACUCUGCGAACGAUACGAGCAGAGCACAGAAAUACGCGCCUUUCAUCGGCUCGCAGGCGAUUGCUGUGGCAGAUUUCGCUAUGAACAAUGACUCGGACGUUGGGAAUGUAUGGCGAGGAUCGGAGCGGUUGCUGGAAUGGGGUACAAGAAAGGCGUUCGCUGAUCGUCCCGCAGUAUGGCCCGUGUCCCAUAUCGGUUUUAUCAAUAUCUCACGCCGAGAAGGCAAGGCCGAUGAAUCUGCAACUCUGGGCGACAUUCGCCAUUGCGUUGAUGUCACUGAUAGGUUCCUGAUCAUUUGUGGUACAUCUGGCAGAGCGACCAUGCAUCUUGUGAUCUGUCCCGAUGACGAUGACACGAUUUUUUUUUACAACCGAACCGAAUGA
Molecule: messenger RNA, 1419 nt
Organism: Punctularia strigosozonata HHB-11173 SS5
Lineage: Eukaryota; Fungi; Basidiomycota; Agaricomycetes; Corticiales; Punctulariaceae
Product: Six-hairpin glycosidase
Exons: 7
Coding region: 76-1419 (447 amino acids)
Biological process (GO): carbohydrate metabolic process
Source: RefSeq, a predicted model, not a curated record